AGCUGUACGCCAUCAUCCUGGAGGUCCUCGACAGGACAGGCAAUGUCGCCUACGCGCGCCGCCUCGUCAUGUUCGAUAACUCCUCCUCUGUGGAGCUGAACCCAUCGGCAUCUCUUCAAGUCGUUACAGCUGAUGGAAGGUCCGGCUACCGAUGGCAGACAGACGUGUCCAAAACGUGUGUGUGGAGUGGACCGGUCGGUUCUUCAACUCGGAAAUACGUCACAACAAUUGGCUGCUUCCGGUGCUGGCAGACACAGGGCGCGAUAUACGGGGCGAAUACGACCAACGGUCCGGCCUCCUGCCGGUUACGGGCACUGACAGUGUUACUGGUGUCAUCACCUUCCAGGUCACCUGGAGUUUAAAUGGAGGAGCAAGGUCAGCGCCAAGGAAUGUCACCAGUGUCAAGUCAGAGGGCACGUGUCUGUACGAGCCACUGUUAGACGGUCAGACAUACGACAUAUGGAUCCGAGCUACAGACAUCAUGGGAAAUAACAGGGAAGACCAGGUUCGGGUGAGCAUAGACCACACGGCUCCUGUUCUCGAUGUCUUCGGACUUGUUGGACGCCAGGGCCGCCGAGAGCUAUUUGUGCACAACUCUACUGAUCUCUCCAAAAUGGUGCUUCAAGUGCAUGCAGGAGACAUUCACAGUGGACUGAGGACUUUGCAAUGGACGCUAGGAACGACCGACCAAACUGCUGAUGUUGGAGAAGAUGCUGUUGGAAUUCAGAGACUAGGCAACAUCACGACGUGCACUAGCGACAACUGUCACUGCCCCAGUGUCGGCGAGUGCGAGGUGGACAUGUACUACAUCCCCUUCACUAGACUCACCAACAACAACGCCCACCAAGGCCUUCAUCAUCGCCAAUAUUACAUCACAGUCAUCGCCACCAACAACGCUGGUCUGCACACCAUCAAAAUGAUUGACAUUCUCGUUGAUACAUCACCGCCCACAGUGGGCGUGGUCUGGGAGGGGCGUGGCGAGAGCGAGGAGGGGGAGGAGGACUUCACGAGCAGUGACGUGUUGCACGUGCGAUGGCGGGGCUUCACAGAUCACGAGAGCGGCAUCCUGCUGUACCGAGUGGCGCUGGCCAGCACGUGCCUGACAGUCCAAGACAUUGAGGCUCUAGAAAAUGCCACGGAAACUCAGGCCGUUGACAUGACAACACUGAGGAUUCCGCAGCAAGGUCACUAUUACGUCAGUGUGGUGGCUUACAAUGGCGCCAUGUCCCCAUCAUUAGUGGGUUGCUCAGACGGAAUCACCUACGACACUACGCCCCCACACUUACUCAACGUGAUGGUUGCUCACGCUCGUGUGGGGCGGACAAUAAGCUGCACGCAGCACGGACAGCUCUGGCUCAUCAACUCUAACCUCACCCGUGUCCAGCUGGAGUCGCGGCCAGAGUGUCUGCAUGUCUGUCAGAACAUUUCCUCACUCGUGUCAGUCGAACAUCUGUCUGUGACGUCGGCAUUGGCUGUGGAAGGAGAUCUGUCGAGCGAAUUGUGCCGACAACUGCCGAUGACGACCAAAGAUGCCGCCAUCAUGUUGCCCUCUGAUUCCUUGACCGUGCAGUGGCAAGGCGAGGACAAGGAGAGCGACAUCGAAGACUUCUGGGUGGGUCUGGGUCUGGACAGGUCCACAGCCUCAGCACCAGACGUGCAACCGCUCACACCUACAGACGGCAGGCAAUUCUUCCAUCUGACCCACACUGGUCUGGGUCACGGUGACAUCUUCUACCUCUUCUUGCGCGUGCUCAGCAAAGCCGGUCUCGAAAGCCAGCUGACUAUUGGCCCCUCAUUAUUGACGUCACACCGCCUGACGUCACACAGCCUCUUACAGUGGUUGUCGAGGGCUCUCUGUCACGAAGGGGGAUUCGUGACCCCGUUUCUUACUCUACCCGACCCAUUGGCUACACGCUGCAAGAAGCCUAACAUCACAGGGUGCAUCAGCUAUCCGGUAACAGCUUUAUACCCUUAUGAUACCCAGUCAGGACGACGGUUUUUCUUUCAGCUGCACGUGACCAAUGCUGCUGGUCACGUGGUUACUGUCAACACGUCAUCAGAACGUCUUCCUAAUUACCUCCCACCUGAGCAUGCCGUAGUAUUCGACAUUGUCAAAAUCCAGGUGUCGCCAACUGUACAAACAACUUUGCCAUCAACAGGAUCUUCGCCUAGACAUUCUGUAGAAGCACAACCGCAUUUCACGAGCCAAACGGCAGACACUAGCAGAGCUACGGACAAAACUGAGUCCCCUGCGUAUAAAUCUGACGAUGUAGAUGUCAUCCUUCAGACAGACGAAGUGUGUAUAGCAUGGGAGGGAUUUUCUGGUGAUGACGCCAUCUCUGUCGAAGUCGGAAUAGGAGCUCUCCCUAACAGCGAUGAUUUCAUUCCCUUUACAACAGUCCUGACCGGAAGUCCUACUUGUGUAGACGCUAGUUCACUGCCCUUGUACAAAAAGCUGUAUUCUGUUGUCAGAGCAACCAACACAGGCGGUCAAACUGUCUUUUCUAGUGAUGGCUUUACUAUGAUCCCAAAAUACGACCAGAAAAAUAAUCAGCUCAUGGUUUUCGCUGGAAGAGGGUGUCGAGCAAAUGACAUCAUAGGAACCUCCGUUCUCUCGCCCUCCAAAUCAUCCCGCGAGACUCAGCUGAUGACGAGAACUCAGCUACACGCUGGUGACGUCAUCUUUGUCCAGCUGAGACCAUUUGUUGGUAGCCUUGUGUUCAGUGGAGCUGUUGUCGUGCAGACCACGCUUACAGGCUAUCAGCUUGUGAUGCAGGCAGAUGUCCUGCGUGUUGUUGUUCCCCAGAAUGCCUCCAGCGACAUCACUGUGGAUGUCAUGACCUGUCAGAAGGAGGCUGUUAUUCAUCCCAAGUCUGACAACAGCGCCUCGGUCUCCUGGGAAAUUUCCGGACCCUGGAGUGACUUCGUCAGGUAUUUCCAAGUGCGCGUCGUAGACGAAACAUGCAGAGUUGAAGCCAAGAGUAAAGACCAGUACACGGGCCUGAUGUGUCUUAAAGGUGUCAGAGACGUGUCACCCAUAGAGAGGAGAUUUACAUUCAGUAGAAUCGACUUGUUUCCUGGACAUCAGUACUAUUUUACCGUGGCGGUAUGCCUUGACAACACCUGUCUACCCGAGGUGACCUCUGACCUAUUUGUAGUAGCCGGCAACCCCGUGACUCUGUGUGAUGAGGCUAUGGUUAGGGCGCAAGCUGACCACACGUUGACCAUUGGUGUAACAGCUCACGUGCAGCUGCUUGAUGACCCGCUGACGUCUGUUGCUCAAAGUUCAGCCUGUGUCUUCAGGUGGGCAGUGUCUGGAGACAGGAGCGGACAGGUGCCACUGUCGGAAUGGCAAGUCAGCAGUUCCUCCAGCUGCUCCAGCAUUCAGAUGGAAGGUGAAGUGCGUGUCAACAGCACCGGCAAAGGUCAACUACACGCAUGCAUACAGGUGAUGUUCCCUUGGAGACCGGCCAAUGUAACAUGCUGGAGACUGUCACGACCUGCAAGCUUGCGACAAGUUGACCCCUUCCACGUCAUAGAACUUCCCCACGCACUCCUGAGACAGACAUUCAUCGACAACCUUUUGUACAGUCAGCAGCUGGGUAGCAAACUUCACGAACUGUUUGAGCUCGACAUUGACUUUGCUGCCAGUGACGUCAUGAUGUCGGCCUUUGUGACGGACGGUUAUAACAGAAACGUUACGUGGUUUCUGAUGACGUCAGAUCGUGUACCUCGUGACGGGAGCUGUGCGGGAGACCCAUCAUGCCUCACCUGGAGGAAGACUGAAAAUGGCAAAGUAGUGUUUCCACGAGACCUGUCGAGAUUUGCGCACGGCACUGUGUACUACGUGUGCGCACUCAUCUCGCCGAGGGAGUGGUCAGGUCAAGGACAAAGGUCGACCACUGAGGAAGCCACUGAAGGACAAAGCGGGACAACUGCAGUCUGUGGAGAUGGAUUUGUAAUCGAUGACGUACCGCCCAUCCGGGGAUCAGUUGCCAUUGGCAACUCGGAAGAGGGCUUUGUGGCUGACGAAGGCCACCUGUUUAUUACCUGGACAGGUUUUUCAGACGUAGAAAAAGACGUCACGAAACUCCCGGACUACGUCACCAUGAACUUCUCUGUGGCCCUGGGAAGCUACCCCGGAGGCGAGGACAUAGCUCGCUAUGUGCAGGUGGGACAGCGAACCACGUGGAUGUUUCUGGACUUGAAGAUAGCUCCCGGGACACAAUGCAUCGCUACAGUCAGGGCUGAAGAUCGUGCUGGUCACGUGACAGAAUCCUGGUCUGAGAGUUGUAUUGUUGACAACACACCACCUACCCAGGGUCACGUGACCGUAGGGGGAUUGUAUCAAAAGCCGUACGUCGCAAGCAGUGAGCUGCUUGUUUAUUGGGAGGGUGUGGAGGACAAGGAGAGUGGCAUCAAGCAACUUGAGGUGGCAGUCAGCACCACAAGUGGGUCCGACGACGUCAUCCCCUUUCAGGUGUGUCGGGGCGGGUCAACCGUACUGACCCAGACGUCAGCGUUAGUAGACGGCCAUUCAUACGUCUUGCUGCUGAGAUCCACAAACAAAGCUGGCUUGACCACACUGACGUCAUCACAGCCUUUUACUGUGGACAGUUCUCCCCCCGAGCCUGGGAUAGUUUGGAAUAGUGCCUCAAACUCCACCGAGCACAGAUGCUACAGCCAAGAUGUUGGUGAGUACCCGGUGUACUGGUCUGGAUUCCGUGACCUGCAGUCUGGCCUGGCCUACUUCAGGGUUGGGCUUGGUUCUCAACCUAAUGAAACCGACAUUCAACCUUUCGUCUACGUAGGAUUACAGACAUCUUAUUCCUGGAAACGAGAGUUUGAGCAAGGCAAGCCCUACUACGUCACUGUAGAAGCCUGCAACCAGGCUGGUCUUUGCACAGUGACGUCAUCCACAAGCAUGACCUUUGAUAGCUCUCCCCCUACUGUUGGUCACGUGGUUGUCGGGCCUGAGGGUCAGAACAGCAAAUAUCUUGCACACAAUUCAUCGAUACAAGCAAUGUGGACUGGCUUCUCAGACCCGCAGACUGGAAUUCAGGAAUUCCUGUGGUGUAUAGGAACACAACCACACGGCUGUGACGUACUUCCUGUAAAGUCAAACCUACUGUCACUUGUUGCAUUCAUGUCUGGUUUGGCACUUCCGGCAACAACACCUUUGUACGUCACAGUGAGAGCUCGAAACCCGGCAGGUCUGCAGUCAGUCGCCGUCUCGGAGAGUUUCACAGUCGACGUUUCUCCACCAACCGUUGUUGUCGCUCCUUACUUUACGUCACCACGUGACGGCAAACGAACUGACAGCCAAUGGGAUCGCUCAGUUCUGCAAUUGAUUUGGCAGUUUGCUGACCCUGACAGUCCGGUUGUCAGCCAUACCGUUAAUGUCCGCAGUCAACUAACUGGUCGACUUCUCACCGAACCAAUAGUUGUUGGUGCUGAUGACAAGAUGACCUUGACUCUCGACCCUGACCACUUGCUUGAUAACGGAGGUGAGUAUUGGGCGUCGGUUGCUGCCUGCAACGCCGCAGGGCUGUGUACGGCAGCCACUUCCACCCGCCUGCUUGUGGACGCUACUCCUCCCAUCCUGGGUACCUUCAGGUCCCCCAUCACGUGGUACAAAGACGACGACCCUGAUGUGGCUGCUGCUGUCAACGUCACGUGGCAGGCAUUCAGUGACCCGGAGUCUGGUGUCGUGUCCUAUCAGAUCGUUGCAGGACGAUCCUAUGGCGGCGAAGACCUCUCUGAAGGCCGUGUGACUGCAGCUCACGAUGACAGUAGCGCUGUUCAGCAUACCUUGCUUUUUCUCUCAGAGGCGCUGAGGGCAGAUGAUGUUAUUUUCUUGGGUAUCUGGGCCAGAAACAAGGUGGGUAUGCAAAGCGAAAUGGUACGAACAGCCUACCAGGUGAUCGUGGACACAACAAACACCACCGGCGGCCUGCUGAUCGCCUUGCGUCACUCCUGCCCUGUCUCCUACUGUACUCUGGAGUGCUCCUGUGCUCCCAGUGGUCAAGUCUGUCCAGGCAGUCCCGGUCAGUGCCACCAGCUUGAAGUCACUGACUCCAGGCUGGGAAAUGUCCACGUCAUUCCUUACAUCAGCCACGACACAAGGCCGCAGACGUACACGACGUCAGUGAAGUGUCUGGAGGGCCACUGGACAGUGUCUCCAAGUGACCAACUCAACAUCUCGAGGUUUGAGUGGAGUCUCGGUCUGACCAACAGAAGUGCUGGUGCGGGCGUCUUUAACCCGCUAACUGAAGCUGUCUGGUAUGAUGUGGGGCUCACCAUGGAAAUGACCUACUGCCUACCUGGAACGCGCCUGCUAGCUUCCGGUCAGAGCUACGUGUUGCAUGUACGGGCCUGGCUGUCUCGUGACAGUCACGUGACCUUCCUGUCGGCACCUGUUACUAUUGACAGCUCUCCUCCGUCAGUGUCACGUGGUAAGACUGUCGUCGAGUCUAACGGCGUCUGUGGUCGAGACGUAGAUUAUGUCACGUCCGAGCCCAGCGUCACGGCAUGCUGGGACGGCGUAUUUCAGGAUGUUCAGAGCUACAUUGUUGGCUUUGAGCUCUGGGCUGGUACGUCACAGUUAGCUGAUGAUUUGGUCAAAAAGACCUCCGUUGGCCUGAACACCUCUCACGCAGUUUCAACUGCCAGCAUGGAGAAAGGUCGUCGCUACUACUUCACGGUGCGUGCUGUCAAUGGCGCCGGUCUGACGACGUCCGCUGUGUCUGACGGCGUUGUCGUUGACGUCAGUCCCCCUAUUGCUGGAGUUGUCUUUCCGGCCUCCCGCUACGUCACUCGCCUGGCUCAGACGGCCACAAACUGGCUGGCCGCCUCCUGGCACGGCUUUCAGGACCAACAGUCGGCCGUCAGGUCUUACCAGGUCGCCAUCGUCCUUGACAGUCACCCGACCUCUCCCGUCAUGCCGUUCGUCAACGUCGGCUUUCUGACCGAGUAUCACUUCACCGACCUUCCUCUACGACACAAUCACAGGUACAGUGUUGUCGUCAUGGCUACAGACGCUGCUGGACUCACUAGUCAAGCGGCAAAGUCGGCGGCCAUUUUAGUUGACAGCACUCCGCCAGAGGGCGUCACUUGCAGUCACUUUGACCUCAUUAGCGAAAAAGCGAUGACGUACAUAUCGACAUCAUCCUUGCUGUACGUCACGUACCGGGCGGACGUUACCCUGCCGCCAACCACCCAGAGCAGGAUGGUAAGGGUGACACUAACUGCCCUCAACAUUCAGCCGGACGCCAGGGGGUAUGUGGGGUACGAGGAGCUCAAGAUACCCGUCUUCUUCAAGUACUCGCACUCCGGAAACGCUUCAGCCGAGCAUCUGCUUUUGUACUCAGCCAACAGCAACAGCACUCAGCUGGUGACGGUCCAUGUCGAGGCCAGGCCAGGAGCUAACAUGGUGGCCAGGCUGUCCUCGUGUUCCCAGGAGCUUGUGUCGUCACCGGAGGCCAUUUCUGUGACUCAGAUCUCACAAACCUCCGUCUCUGUUUGCGCUCGCGUUUACGACAAAGAAUCUGGAAUAAAGACGAUGAUUGUUGGCUUGGGUACGACCCCAGGAGGUCUGCAAGUACAACCUUUCACCCCUGUGGGUCACAGCGGUCACUUCCUGUUUGACGUGCACGUGCAGCACGGCGCCCCUCUGUACGCCAGCGUCAUGGCGGAGAACGGCGCCGGACAUCGCGUGCACUUCAUCUCCAGCGCCAUCUACAUGGACAAAACGGCCCCUCUGGUAUCUGAGGUGAAGGUCAAACUCAUUUACGAAGGUGAAGGUCAGCCAGAUGGCCCUCAAGUGCGGGGAGUCGCUGAGUGGACUGCGCAUGACAACGAGAGCGGUAUUGUGGCGUGCACCUGUAGGCUGGUGAGCCCUUCUCACGGACAGUCAGUAGCACCUGAAGUGGAAAGUGUGACGUCGACAGACUGCGUGCUUGUCAUCGCGCAGCCAAGACAUCGCGAGUCUGUCAUCGUGUCUGUCAGAUGUAUCAACGGAGUUCAGAUGGACACAACAGUCACGUCACAGCCGGUUGCCAUUUUGCUGCAACCGCCAGAUUUAUCAAUGGCUUCCCUGGUGUUUCUGGACAACAACCCCGUCGUUUCCCCAUUUGACGAGCGCGAUGUGGAGGUCAGGUCUAGAAACUCCAGCCUGGAACUGACAUGGCGAGGUGUUGAUGACACGAGUGUAGUCGCCUUCUAUUACCGUUUGCACCUAAAUUCCCUCCCGCUGACUGAGUGGUCUUCCCUGAAUACCUACACAACAUCGGUAGUAGCGCUACAGGCGAACCGUGCGCCGUCUGGCGGGGUACUCACGGCGCAAGUCCGAGCAUCCAACGACAGAGGAAUGACGUCAGACAUUGUGUCCUCCAGCGUCCUGCUGGACGACAGCAGACCGUCAACUACAGGGAAGACAGCGUCUGCCACAGUGGUUGGCGACAUCCUCCUCCUGGACUGGUCAAACGUUUUCAGUGGACAUCGCGAUCUCACUUACCUGGUUUUUGCCGGCACAGCGCAAGGUUUUGGUGACGUCAUAAACCACGUGACUGUGAAGACGCCCUCCUACCGACAGCAGCUGACGAAGCCGCUCGAUGAACUGUUUGUGUUGAUCAGAGCCGUGUACGCCAACGGUAUGUUUAAAGAUCACGUGGCCAAACUCUCACUUUAGACACAGUCCCCUUUGUUUACAUGUGUAUGCUCCCUGACUGUCAAGUAUGUCAUAAAAAUCAUAUAUAUAUAUAAAUGUUCGCAAAUAAUAUUUUUACUGUCUACGUUUCUUUUUUCUUAUUAGCAGACGAUGCACUUUCUGUAUUCAUUGUAAUUAAGUGGCGGAUGCAUAUUUAAUGGGUUUCAGCUAUCUCUUGUAAAUACUUCUCAAAUAUCUGUGAUAUCAAGUACAGAAGUAUCACGUGAUCAAGUGUAUGUGCAAGCUCGCUGUCAUUAAGAUUUUAAGCAUCGACAAAUUAUAAUGUAAUAAAUGACACAAAUUACAUGUCAUAUUUGUAUCUCUCAGUUUAGGUGUAGUUUUAUUUAAAACAGCUUGAAAAGUAGUUCUAUGCGGUAUAUAAAACAUAAAUUGUGAUUUAAGUGAUUUCAAUAAAUCUGUAGUCAGCUGA
Messenger RNA from Pomacea canaliculata, 9137 nucleotides. RefSeq lists its product as uncharacterized. Lineage: Eukaryota; Metazoa; Mollusca; Gastropoda; Architaenioglossa; Ampullariidae. The transcript has 24 exons. The record is from RefSeq and is a predicted model, not a curated record. The coding region runs from base 152 to 8689 and encodes 2845 amino acids. Gene Ontology annotation, molecular function: protein binding.